GUGAAAUCCCUUCAUACCAGUCUCACCGAGAGUGAGAAGUAACUAAUCCUCUGCGACAGGCACGAGGGUCCCUGUUCCCGAAGGAAGAAAGUCCCAAAAUUUAAAAACAAAAGAAGAAUUAAACUUGAUGGAAACCAUUGUUGCUUUCUCAAAAGCAAUCGGACCCCAAGCUCAAGGACUAGCUGGGCAUUUCAAAACGCUCCCUUCUUCUUCCCCCUCGUUUUUCGCUUCAAGAACCUCUCAAAGUCAAACUUUCCUCAAAAUCCCCGAUUUGGGUCCCAAGAAACGCAGUUUAUCAUUAUCAUCAUCGAAAAUGGCCACGCCUCUCCAAGUCUCUGCAUCUUCCACCGUUGGUGCAACACAUGACGAAUUGAAGGUUUCUUCUGCUCGUUUGGUUGGAGAGAACGACUUGUUGAUUGUUGGGCCAGGAGUUCUUGGUCGCUUAGUCGCUCAAAAAUGGCGGGAGGACCAUCCAGGUUGCCAAAUAUAUGGGCAAACUGUGACUGCUGAUCAUCAUGAGGAGUUGGUUGAGAUGGGAAUUAAUCCUUCUUUGAAGGGUAUGGAUGCGUCCAACAAAUUUCCUUAUGUUAUAUUUUGUGCUCCUCCCUCUCGCUCUGCGGAUUAUCCUGGUGAUGUUCGGGAAGCUGGAUUGAGCUGGAAUGGUGAAGGUUCUUUUUUGUUUACCUCAAGUUCUGCACCAUAUGACUGCAAUGACAAUGGACGGUGCGAUGAGGACACUCCAGUGGUACCGGUAGGGAGAAGCCCUAGGACAGAUGUCCUCUUAAAGGCAGAAAAAGCAGUAGUGGAGUUUGGUGGCUGUGUUGUUAGAUUGGCAGGGCUUUACACAGCAGAUAGAGGUGCACAUUCUUAUUGGCUAAGCAAGGGAACUGUUGAUAGUCGUCCGGAUCACGUUUUGAAUCUAAUACAUUACGAGGAUGCAGCUUCCCUCAGUGUAGCAAUAAUGAAGAAGAGACUACGUGGCAGAAUUUUCUUGGGUUGUGAUAACCAUCCUUUAUCCAGGCAAGAAUUAAUGGACUUGGUCAAUAAUAGUGGGAAAUUCAGCAAAAAGUUCGAGGCCUUUACAGGAACAAGUGAUCCUUUGGGUAAGAAAUUAAAUAACUCAAAAACUCGUCAGGAAAUAGGCUGGGAGCCAAAAUACCCCAGUUUCGCUCAGUUCCUGGAGACCCUUUGAAACACUUCUGAUCGAUAUUCGAUCAAGCUGUAUACUUUAAAACAUAGUUGGGCCAAGGGGUAAUGCUUCAUCAUGGAGCUGCUAAAUCUCUUACAUUGAUUGACCUUCUGUUAAUACUUGUUCCAGUCAUCCCACAAAUGACUUCCAAAAUUAUUAGACUAAAGAUUGAGUUACUUGUGUGAACAUUUUUCUGUGUCUAUGUGUACAUGAAAUGAAACUGACAUCUUUUGUUUCAAAAGUCAGGCAUAUGAUUAAGACCAUGAAAUAAAAGUUUUGCUAUCUUAAAGGUUUUCUCAUACAUGCAAGGAAAUUUUUAUCUCAUGUUCAAUUUGCUCAAUUCCUAUGUGCUCAUAUUUAAAUGGGGCCAACAAUUUUUUUUUAAAGAAAGCAACCAUAUUCAUAAUCCUUAUGUGCCUUCAUAAUCAUAGAUGGAAAGUAAUUAAGUGGGUUUCCUCCCUGAUAGAGACAUACUUGAGUAAAAUCUAAUCAUGAAUUUACUUAACAAGCAUGCUUGAGUUCAUGAUAUUGCUUCUAAGAUUUACUGAUGUAGGUGCAUCAUAGCACUGUAGGAUUAUAAUUUGAUAGUAACCGAAUAAUUUGGUGGAGUCUUGGUGAAGACACUAAGAAAAGUCUUAAGUUUGAGUCAAUGUUCAAGGGUUCUUUUAAUAGCUCCAUUGUUUCCCUUACAAAAAUAUUAUAGAAAGACCCAUAAUGGUCAAGUUUGAUGGGCUUGUGCUUUAAGAAUUGAGCUUAAAAUGUGGUCUAAUUGCAGCAGCGCAAAAUGGUAACUUUUUGUGGGGAUAAGAUUUGGGUAUCUUUCAUAAAACAUAAACUAAACAAAAAAUUAGGCAAGUGCAUACUUAAUAAGUAUAUAAAAACAUAGGUAGUAUUCAACUGAUUGGAUCAUUUUGAAGUCUCAACUACUGACAGGGCCACCCCAACUUUAAUAUUCGACUGAGACUUAUUUUUAAGAAGUUAUGAGAUUCCCAUGUAAACAAAUUAGUUUUGGAUAAAUUGAUAUAUCAUCGUGACUGCCUCUUUCAAUCAUCAUUAAUGGUAAUUGUAUUCACCAUCUCUAUAGAGAAGACAUGUUGAUCAGUAAAAGAGGUCAAUUUACUCGAAAAAACCCACUUUUAGAAACUGUCAACUGUGGUGGUUUAGUGAAACAGGAGAAAAUAGUACAGUUCACAUGUGCAAUUGGAGGUUUUUAGAAGAAGACAAAAGAUUAAGUUGAAUGAGGACGGUUCCAAACUUUUAAAAAAAGAUUAUCAAGUCAACUGGGCUUGGUAUUGUGUGGUGCCUAGAAAUAAUGCAAAACACUUGGCCAUCUUUAUUUCAUUAGCCAAACACAAAAAGUUUCUAUUGACUUGUGUAUUGGAAAAGUCCUUUUGAAGAUGGGAAAGCUUUGUUGCGCAUCAGACGAUGAUGGAGGAAUUGAUCUCACAGGAGUUCUCAUAGUGAUUGUCUUAGCUCUUGCCAUCAUGGCCGUUUGCAUGCCACCACCGCAACGAGGGGUUGUCGCGGUGUAUCGCUGCCGCCGGUGGUAGAUUUUCUCUCCUGUUUGUCCUCUCCUCCUUCUCCUCAACCUCCUAUUUCAGUUUCUGUAUUUUUCCUCUAGGAGAUGGUCACCAUGAAUGGACUUUUAGGCUCAAUUGGUCUGCAUAUUUUUGAGGCCUAAUUAAAGUGUUAGUACUUAUUUUUAUGUCUUUAUUUUUUAUUUUUACAAUAAUAGUCUUGAAACUUUGGAAUUA
Messenger RNA from Humulus lupulus (European hop), 2943 nucleotides. RefSeq lists its product as uncharacterized. The transcript has 9 exons. The record is from RefSeq and is a predicted model, not a curated record. Lineage: Eukaryota; Viridiplantae; Streptophyta; Magnoliopsida; Rosales; Cannabaceae. The coding region runs from base 128 to 1192 and encodes 354 amino acids.